Molecule: messenger RNA, 330 nt
Organism: Akanthomyces muscarius
Lineage: Eukaryota; Fungi; Ascomycota; Sordariomycetes; Hypocreales; Cordycipitaceae
Exons: 2
Coding region: 1-330 (109 amino acids)
Source: RefSeq, a predicted model, not a curated record
AUGCCCUUCUCCCACCGCAAGCACCACCACACCACUGUCGCUGCUCCUCCCAAGCGCAGAGGUCUCUUUUCACGCCGCCCUGCGCAUCACCAUACCACACAUCACACCACAACCACCACCACUACCGCUGCUCCUCGCCGCAGAGGCCUCUUCUCUCGUCGCCCUGUCGUGCAGCACCACCACCAGCGCAAGCCCAGCCUCGGCGACAAAAUCUCCGGAGCUCUUCUGAAGCUUCGCGGUAGCCUUACCAACCGUCCUGGCGUCAAGGCCGCUGGAACUCGCCGCAUGCACGGAACCGACGGUCGUGGCUCUCACCACCACCAUUACUAG